AUGAUAAUGACAGUCCAUCUACUGCUGAAGAGACUCCCAAGACAUUUAUGUAAGCAGAGAACAUUUUUUGUAUCAGAAGCACGCAAUUUGAUAAGAAUCCAACCUGUGCAUUGGUCUACAAGACACUCGUUACACUGUUCUGGACUGUGUACAAAUAGGCUGUACUCGACUGGUAACAUACCAAGUGAUCCUGAAAUGUUCCGUGAGACUCCCACGUUCCCCCCAGAGUGGACCGAUCCCUCGGCACAAGCACCGCUAGAAGCAAGUACACCCACAGUGACCGACAUUGUUUCUGAAAUCCCAGAGGUUGUUACCGGUACGGUUGGUGGAUAUAGCCCUGUAGGUCUAUUGCAAACAGCUCUUGAAUUUUCCCACACAUCUCUCCACUUGCCAUGGUGGAUAGCCAUAGCUAGUGCAACUGUUCUUAUUCGGUUAGCAAUUUUCCCCCUUGCUGUCAACAUGCAAAUCAAUGCUGCAAAGAUUGCCAACAUAAACCCCCAGGCGCAGGAAUUACACACGCAACUGACACAUGCUAAAACAGCUGGAGACAAGAAAACUGAAGCUGAGCUUGGGAUGAAGAUACUUACGCUUUAUCAGGAUAAUAAUUGUCAUCCUAUCAAGAUGUUUAUGAUGCCACUGGCUCAAUUGCCUGUGUUCAUAUCAUUCCUGAUGGCGCUGCGAGGUAUGGCUCAGCUACCUGUGGAGAGCAUGAAAGCUGGUGGGAUAUUAUGGUUUCAAGAUCUCACUGUGCCUGAUCCCACGUUUGCCCUACCCCUGAUUGCAUGUGCCACCUUCUUAUGUAAUAUUGAGCUCGGAGGUGAAGGUGGAGGAGAUACUAGUAAUGAUAUGUACAAGAAAGUAAAACUGUUCAUGAGAGCUUCAGCCUUCCUGAUAUUACCAGUCUCUGUAACGUUUCCAUCGGCUUUGUUUUGCUAUUGGAUUACUAACUCCCUCAUCUCGACGGUUCAAAUCUUAGUCUUCAAAAUACCAGGAGUAAAAACUUCACUUGGUAUUCCUAAAAUUAACAAACGUUUGUAGCCGUUUCAUACUGUGUUGCGUGUAUGUUUUAAUUUAUUUUGUGAUUGUAUUGAGUAGGUAUAGCGAUCGGAUUGAAUUAUAGUACAUCGAUCAGUGUGA
Molecule: messenger RNA, 1137 nt
Organism: Halichondria panicea
Lineage: Eukaryota; Metazoa; Porifera; Demospongiae; Suberitida; Halichondriidae
Product: mitochondrial inner membrane protein OXA1L-like
Exons: 3
Coding region: 1-1038 (345 amino acids)
Biological process (GO): protein insertion into mitochondrial inner membrane from matrix
Cellular component (GO): mitochondrial inner membrane
Molecular function (GO): membrane insertase activity
Source: RefSeq, a predicted model, not a curated record